This is a messenger RNA of Sugiyamaella lignohabitans, 633 nucleotides long. RefSeq lists its product as uncharacterized. NCBI's taxonomy places the organism in Eukaryota, Fungi, Ascomycota, Dipodascomycetes, Dipodascales, Trichomonascaceae. The transcript has a single exon. The coding region runs from base 1 to 633 and encodes 210 amino acids. The record is from RefSeq and is a predicted model, not a curated record.
AUGGUUUGGCCGUGGUCCUUAUCCAAACCCGUUAAAGAAACAUCAAAGGAAAACAAUUCUUCCGAAAUCGAGUUUCGUGAUCCAUCACUUACCGAGUUCUAUACAAAGGCCAAACCGCCAACACCUGUGUCAUUAGCGCCAGAAACCGUACAGCAUGAUCAAACAAGUAGUAGUGAUGUCAAAGACACUAACGCGGGAAUAUCAACUAUACCAGGAUUUGCUUCAAAUGCAGAAACUGUGUCAACAACAUACUCACAUCUGGGUGCAGGGUCUUUUGAACUGAAAGGCGGUGGCCGAAAAAUAUCACUUCAGCAAGCCGCCAGAGACAAUUGUGUAGAAUUUGAGGUUGCUCUUUCCAAUUGUAUAGUUCGUGGAUCUAUAUUCGAUAGGUUUCUAUCAUGUCGAACUCAACAAAUGAAUCAACAGAAAUGUACUGAAUUACAAGAAUAUGCGUUGGCAGUACUUGGAUAUAAUUUGGCACUGAGUCAAGAUGAACGAAACAAGAUCCAGGGCCUUGCUGAUGAUCUCUUAAUAGCACAUGCUCCAGACAGUAGAUUGACGGAAGAUAUCUGUGAACAGUUCAAAACGGCUGUUGACAACCAUCGUAGCUCGACUGUUAAGUACCGGUCAUAG